CUUGCGGCUCUCAAGAUGUAUUUCCAGACGUUCGUCGCAACAAUUCUCGCCCUCCAUGCCAUGGCAGCACCUUCUCCAAGCGGGGAUUCCGAGCAGGGAUCCGGAGGCGAAGUGGUCAUCCCAAAUGACCACCCUCUGAUCCAUUUCCACGGUCGAUGGGACGCGUCGCCGGGUACCUGGUGGGCAGGCUCAGGCUUCAAGCUGCACGUCCAGGACCUCUCUUCGCUGACUCUCAACCUGGGACCACACACGACUUCCCCGCUUGCGAGCAUCGGGGUCUCGGUGGACUAUGCGCCGUUCUACCAGGUGAACGUCAGCGAAGGCGUGAAUGUGGUUCCGUUGACCGGCAACAUGACGCAAGACACGGAAUCGAAGUCGAAUCAAGGAAAGAAGACGAGCGUCGUGCGGGUAAACGUCGAGGGCUGGCAAGACAACCGCAUCAACCUCGAGACGAUUGUUCUGAACAAGGGUGCCGAGUUGCUCCCUUACGCUCCCUCGAAGCUUGCGUUCCAGUUCAUUGGCGACUCGCUUUCGGCCGGACAAUUUCUACCCCAGGGCGUGGAUCAGGCAUGGCCAUUCCUAACGGGAGAGUUCUUCAAGGCGGAGCACAACGUGAAUGCCCAGCCAGGCGCUGCCUUGUCUGACAUCGUGUCGUAUGGCAACGAGCAUGGGGUCUCGUACCAGUACUUUAGGACGGAGGAUACGGGCUACUUCGACACGACAGAUCACAAUUUCACGACCCCAUGGAACUUCUUACGAGACCGUCCCGAACCUACUCAUCUCGUCGUUCAUAUUGGAGCGAAUGACGCAUCGCAGAAUGUGACAGCAGAAGCGUUCGUCAAGGUCUUCACGACCUUCCUUGGCCGUCUGCGAGGGCUCUAUCCCACCGCGCCCUUCUUCGUAUUCACUCCGUGGGGGUGGCCCAAUGCCGACGGCUCCGUCAGCUACUACUAUCCCGGUGCGCACGAGCUCGUGGUGCAGGAGCGACACGAAGCGGGCGAUCUGAACACAUUCCUCGUGAAUACGACUGGGUGGGUUACUUGGGAGGACGUCUUUCCCGCCAACCAACACCCGAAUGUGCCAGGACACCAGAAGAUCGCAGGGCUGUUUGAGAAUUGGUUGCAGAGCUGGGGCCUGCGGCCCGAAAAGGAGUGGGCGACUGCCUUGUGAUGCUAUUUGUACUUCGCAUUCUUUGGAGUUCCUUUCGGGACUGUUGUCGGUAAAUACUUCGUGCAGCAAAACAAGUGUGGACAAUCAGAGGAUUGAACUCUGGACCUCACGCAUGCGAAGCGUGCGCGCUACCA
Dichomitus squalens LYAD-421 SS1 is the source of this 1304-nucleotide messenger RNA. RefSeq lists its product as uncharacterized. NCBI's taxonomy places the organism in Eukaryota, Fungi, Basidiomycota, Agaricomycetes, Polyporales, Polyporaceae. The record is from RefSeq and is a predicted model, not a curated record. The transcript has 11 exons. Bases 16 to 1170 code for a protein of 384 amino acids.